UGCAACGUCAUCGAGAGCACACCUCACCAGGAAGUGCUGCACUGAGGAGCUUUUUGUUUUCACAAUAAUGAUGGAGGAAGAGGAAUUUGAAUUUGCAGAAGAUUUAGAGGCGAUUUUGCAUCUAACCCCGGAGGUUCAGUUAGCCAUUGAACAGGUGUUCCCGAGCCAGGACCCGCUGGACAGAGCAGACUUCAAUGCUGUGGAGUACAUCAACACACUCUUUCCUACUGAGCAGUCUUUGGCUAAUAUUGAUGACGUUGUAAACAAAAUUCGUCUAAAGAUUCGCCGCCUCGAUGACAACAUCAGGACGGUGGUGAGAGGACAGACCAACGUGGGUCAGGAUGGUAGACAGGCUUUGGAGGAGGCCCAGAUAGCCAUCCAGCAACUCUUUGGGAAAAUCAAAGAUAUUAAGGACAAAGCAGAGAAAUCUGAACAAAUGGUUAAGGAGAUUACGAGGGACAUAAAGCAGCUGGACCAUGCCAAGCGCCACCUUACUACUUCCAUCACCACCCUCAACCACCUGCACAUGCUGGCAGGGGGGGUUGACUCUUUGGAAGCAAUGACCAGAAAGAGGCAGUAUGGUGAGGUGGCUAACCUGCUGCAGGGAGUGGUCAAUGUGCUGGAACAUUUCCACAAGUAUAUGGGCAUACCUCAGAUCAGACAGCUUUCAGAAAGAGUUAAGGCAGCGCAGAGUGAGUUGGGGACUCAGAUCCUGGCGGACUUUGAAGAGGCGUUCCCAUCUCAAGGCUCCAAGAGACCAGGUGGACCCAGUAACGUGCUGAGAGAUGCCUGUCUGGUGGCAAACGUGCUCGAUCCUCGUAUCAAGCAGGAGAUCAUUAAAAAGUUCAUCAGACAGCAUCUUUCAGAGUAUUUGGUUUUGUUCCAGGAAAAUCAAGAUGUUGCUUGGCUGGACAAGAUUGAUCGCCGCUAUGCCUGGAUCAAACGACAGCUGUUAGACUAUGAAGAAAAGUAUGGGCGCAUGUUUCCUGAGGAGUGGUGCAUGACGGAGCGUAUUGCUGUCGAGUUUUGCCACAUCACCAGGGUGGAGUUAGCCAAGGUGAUGCGAACACGGGCAAAAGAGAUUGAGGUGAAACUGCUCCUGUUUGCUAUUCAGAGGACCACAAACUUCGAAGGUUUACUGGCCAAACGCUUCACAGGAUGCACCUUGACGGAUGCACCGGGGCAGAAGAGGCCUGAGAGCCCACUAGAGGCAACUAAUCCCUUUCUUGAAGAUGAUCCAGGAGAGGAUGUGGGCACAGAAAAGGAUGAAGAUCUUGUUAAGCCCAGGAAGCCCAAAGCUCCAGACAACCCUUUCCAUGGAAUUGUCUCCAAGUGCUUUGAACCUCAUCUGUACGUCUACAUUGAAUCCCAAGACAAGAACCUGGGCGAACUUAUUGAGCGUUUUGUGGCGGAUUUCCGAGCACAAGGCCCACCCAAGGCAAGCACGGAGGAAGGUGGAGCCGUGCUGCCCAGCUGUGCUGACCUCUUUGUCUAUUACAAGAAGUGCAUGGUGCAGUGUUCCCAGCUGAGUACGGGAGAGCCCAUGAUCGCCCUCACCACCAUCUUCCAGAAAUUCCUCAGAGAGUAUGCUUGGAAGAUUCUGUCUGGCAACCUUCCUAAAUCCAGCAGUAACAGCGGAGGACUGACCAUCACCAGUCUGCUGAAGGAAAAAGAAGGCUGUGAGGCGUCAAAGUUCACCGUAGACGAGCUCUGCUUGAUCUGCAGUAUUCUGAGUACUGCAGAAUACUGUCUGGCUACAACCCAACAGUUGGAAGAGAAGCUAAAGGAGAAAGUAGAUAAAGUUCUGGUGGAGAGAAUUAACUUGACUGGGGAGAUGGAUACAUUCAGCACUGUGAUCUCCAACAGCAUACAGCUGCUAGUUCAAGAUCUGGAUGCUGCCUGUGACCCUGCUCUAACUGCUAUGAGCAAGAUGCCAUGGCAGAGCGUGGAGCACGUGGGUGACCAGAGUCCUUACGUGACGUCCAUCAUCAUGCACGUCAAACAAAAUGUGCCGAUCAUCAGAGACAACCUCGCCUCCACACGCAAAUACUUCACACAAUUCUGCAUCAAGUUCACAAAUUCUUUCAUUCCCAAAUUCAUCAACCACCUGUUUCGAUGUAAGCCUAUAAGUAUGGUGGGAGCUGAGCAGCUCCUCCUCGAUACUCACUCCCUGAAGACAGUCUUGUUGGAUCUGCCCUCCAUAGGCUCCCAGGUGCUCCGAAAGGCGCCUGCCAGUUACACCAAGAUAGUGGUGAAGGGCAUGACGCGUGCAGAGAUGAUACUUAAGGUGGUGAUGGCGCCACAUGAACCACCAGUUGUGUUUGUUGACAACUACAUCAAACUUCUGGCUGACGGCAAUCCUGAGACCUUCCAGAAGAUUCUGGAUAUGAAGGGUCUGAAGCGCAGUGAGCAGAGCAGCAUGCUGGAGCUCUUCAGGCAAAGGCUCCCCACUCCGCCUGACGGGGGCCCCUCUUUGUCCUUCAGCACCCCCACACCAGAGCAAGAAUCUUCUCGUAUCCGCAAACUGGAGAAACUCAUCAAAAAGAGACUUUAAGUGGCCUCACGUCCACAUGACUGAUGCCGAUUUUGGGAGGACUAAAACUGUCAAAAAUAAAUAAAAAGCUACAUCAGUGGUUCAGUCAAUUUUUAUGACGUAUAAAUGUUAAAAAAUUAGAUAUGCAAUUACAUUAAUUUAUAUUUCUGCUUGAUGCUAAAGUUAAUGCAGCAAUUUAUUUACAUUGCCAGUUAAUUCUUUGUUUAAUUUAUUCAUUCAAUUCUUUAUUAUACAUUUUCUCUGUCAUUCACAAUGAAUUAUCUAUUAAUGGUAAUGAGGGUUUUUGAAAGACAGACCUCAUUUCCACAUCCGUACUUCUAUAAAUCAAUUAACAAUACAAAAUGAUACAUUGUGAAGGAAAGAAAAUAUAAAUUAAGAAAUUAAAAAUGUAAUUAAAAACAAUGCAACUAAAAUCAAAUGUCAAUGUGAAUAACUUUUUGUUUUGCAAAAAGCUAAAUAACUACUCCAAAUUCAUAACAGAAAUUUAAGUUGGUCACUUCUUACAUUUUUUUUUUCUUUUAUAAGCAUUUAUUGGCAUAUUUAUUCACUGAGCAUCUUUUUUCUUUUUGUCGGUUUCAGUCCUUGCUGAUGUGUCCUUCAGCCGUCUUGCAGGCUCCAUCGUGCUUUAUUCAGUUCUCUUGGAGAAUUACUGUGCAAAAGAAGUGGGGAGUUUCACUGCAACUUCUGUCAGAUAAAAACCAAGAUGAUGCUGUAUAAUGAAGAAACUUCCUCAACGGUUUGUCCGUGUUGCUACAUAUGACGUACUUGUGUAAUUUACCACCUCUCCUUUAAAGACACUGAAGUCUGAGCUCUGAGAAGCCUGAAUGUAGUGUUGUUAACUUGAUUCUGCACAGAAAACCUCUGACUGCUUCUCACAAUAUAUAUAUAACCCAAGAUCACUAAUAAAAAGGCUGUACUUUAUUAAA
This is a messenger RNA of Cololabis saira (Pacific saury), 3480 nucleotides long. It is a transcript of the gene vps53, whose product is annotated as VPS53 subunit of GARP complex. The transcript is spliced from 22 exons. The coding region runs from base 68 to 2554 and encodes 828 amino acids. Lineage: Eukaryota; Metazoa; Chordata; Actinopteri; Beloniformes; Belonidae. Gene Ontology annotation, biological process: retrograde transport, endosome to Golgi. The record is from RefSeq and is a predicted model, not a curated record. Gene Ontology annotation, cellular component: GARP complex.